This is a messenger RNA of Nematolebias whitei (Rio pearlfish), 1668 nucleotides long. It is a transcript of the gene wasf3a, whose product is annotated as WASP family member 3a. Gene Ontology annotation, biological process: positive regulation of Arp2/3 complex-mediated actin nucleation; actin cytoskeleton organization. The coding region runs from base 221 to 1630 and encodes 469 amino acids. The record is from RefSeq and is a predicted model, not a curated record. Gene Ontology annotation, cellular component: cytoskeleton. Lineage: Eukaryota; Metazoa; Chordata; Actinopteri; Cyprinodontiformes; Rivulidae. Gene Ontology annotation, molecular function: actin binding; Arp2/3 complex binding; protein kinase A regulatory subunit binding. The transcript is spliced from 9 exons.
CACGGCGCUCUGCAGAGAUGACCGUCGUUAUUCAGCGCGCAGUGGACUGCAGCAGGCCUUCAGUUAGUGUCUCUCACUCGAGUGAAAUAGUUCAGAUUCAACUCUGACCGUUGGCUUUUCCAGGACGGAACAAAUUACGAGCUGACCCACUGAAAACCAGGACGAAUAGGAGCAGUCUACUGGAGCCACUGGUGCUGUCGUCGAGAUGUAAGCAGGAGUUAUGCCUCUGGUCAAGAGAAAUAUCGAGCCUCACCACCUGUGCCACGGUGCCGUGCCGGACGGGAUCGGCAGCGAGCUGGAGUGUGUGACCAACAACACGCUGUCGGCCAUCAUCCGUCAGCUCAGCAGUCUGAGCAAACAUGCAGAAAACGUGUUUGGGGAGCUUUUUAAUGAGGCCAACACGUUUUACACCCGUGCAAACUCUCUCCAGGAUCGUAUUGACCACUUAGCAGACAAAGUCACGCAGCUGGACUCCAGCGUAGAGGAGGUGUCUCUGCAGGACAUAAACAUGAGGAAGGCCUUCAGAAGGUCCACUGUCCAGGACCAGCAGGUUUUGUCCAAAGGCAGCACUCCUGACUCUGUGGCUGAAAUGUACAACAGCUGUGACGGGCCUCCCCCUCUCAGCACCCUCACUGCUUACAGAGAGGAUUCAACAGAUGCAAUGAAGUUCUAUUCAGACCCGUCGUACUUUUUUGAUCUGUGGAAAGAAAAGAUGCUUCAGGACACUGAGGACAAGAGGAAAGAAAGGCGGAGGCAAAGGGAACAGAAACGUUCUAUGGAAAGCAGCACGCUGCAGCGCGAGGUGAAGAAAGUGAGAAAGGCUCGAAACCGCAGACACGAGUGGAACAUGAUGGCUUUCGAUAAAGAGCUACGUCCGGAUCACCACCAUCCACAAACUCUGAGGAGAGGAGCAUCAUCAGAGGGGUCACUCUCUCCAGAUGGCAGGCCGGAUCUUCUGGACUACCCAGUCCCUCCAGUACCUACUCAGCUUGUUUGUAGCUACUCCAAGUCUCAUGAUUACAUCAGUGGAAACGCACACCCCUCCCCGCCUGUGGAGCAUGAAUACCACAGCAUUGAUGUCAACUACAAGAGAGUGACCUACUCCACAUCUGAGCCUCAUGUUGUCGACAGCAUCAGUGGUUCAGCACGUUUGUCUUCAGACCGCAACUCAGUUCCGCCCCCUCCUCCCCCAGGUCCACCCAUUCCAUCAGCUCAGACAGCAUUUGGCUUUCCUCGUGGUUCACAACUUCCAGUGCCACAUAAUGGAGUUUUGCAUGCUGGUUCAGGCUACCCACUUCCACCAGUCCCUCCGCAGGGGCCUCGGGUAGUCCCUCUUUCUCCAGGUCCUCCUCCUCCACCUCUCCCUCCUCCACCUGCACCCUUACACCUGCCGGGACACCCCGAAGGCAGAAGGGCAGAAACUAAACCUGUGAGAGAUGCUAGAAGUGACCUGUUAUCUGCCAUUCGUAUGGGCAUCCAGCUGAAGAAGGUCCAGGAGCAGCAGGAACAGCAGAACAAGCGGGAGCCCAUUGGGAAUGACGUGGCCACCAUCCUUUCUCGCCGCAUCGCUGUGGAAUACAGUGACACUGAGGAUGACUCUGAGCUGGAGGACAAUGAGUGGUCAGACUGAACCAAAGUUUUACUUAAAUCAACCUUUAAAACAAGAGA